This is a messenger RNA of Fusarium redolens, 519 nucleotides long. RefSeq lists its product as uncharacterized. The record is from RefSeq and is a predicted model, not a curated record. The transcript is spliced from 4 exons. The coding region runs from base 137 to 346 and encodes 69 amino acids. NCBI's taxonomy places the organism in Eukaryota, Fungi, Ascomycota, Sordariomycetes, Hypocreales, Nectriaceae.
GUUUGAUCGUAUUGGUUUUUAUGGCUUCAUAAGCCCGCUUGUAAGUUGUACCUGUGACACAGUAAAGCCAGAAGUCAUCCGCCUGUACAAAAUCGCCAAGCAACUUGCAUUUGAAGAGAUCAAGUACCCCGUCGUAAUGGUCCUUGUCCCAGUGCGUGACAACCCAGGCUCUCAAGAAAGGAUCCGUGAUGUUGUGGAUCAGGGCAAUAGUUUUAAGUCCACAAAUCACCACCUGACAAGCUUCCAGGCGUUGGGCGUCUCGUCCACCGUCCAUUAUGAACGCGCUGCAAGUUUCACCACUUUUAUCGAUGAUAUGCAAUUCCUUGUUUAUGUAGGGCGUCAUUGAAGCCCGAGCUUCAUCAACAAGCACGUCCACCGGGUUUGAUACUGCCCUGGAAACCAUGGCUAGUUGUCUCACAUGUGAUAUGAGCGAGGGGGGAGCACAGCUUUACGUUGGAAGAAGAACCAAUUGAGUGUCAGACCUGUAGAACUGUAUGAGCUUGAAGAAUAGAAGUUUUG